Messenger RNA from Mus musculus (house mouse), 1556 nucleotides. It is a transcript of the gene Myl2, whose product is annotated as myosin, light polypeptide 2, regulatory, cardiac, slow. Gene Ontology annotation, biological process: negative regulation of cell growth; ventricular cardiac muscle tissue morphogenesis. Bases 1028 to 1471 code for a protein of 147 amino acids. The record is from RefSeq and is marked validated. The transcript has 10 exons. Gene Ontology annotation, molecular function: calcium ion binding; structural constituent of muscle; actin monomer binding. Gene Ontology annotation, cellular component: cardiac myofibril; cytoskeleton; actin cytoskeleton. NCBI's taxonomy places the organism in Eukaryota, Metazoa, Chordata, Mammalia, Rodentia, Muridae.
AGCCAGCCAGGCAGCCUGGGCUGAAAAUGCAAUUGGGGGAAAAAGAGACCAACAGUGUCUGGCUCCUGGGGGCGGGGUGUGUGGGGGUGUCUGCUCCAGAGUGGGGGACAGUGGGGACUGCUGGCCAAAAGGAAGUACACAGAGAGGAACUCCAACAACCUGAACCAAAUCCAGUGUUGCCCAAGCAGAGAGUCUGGUUGUGGGGCCGACAGAAAGGAUCAUCUCUGACACUCAGUUUUGUUAUCUGAGAAAUGGGCCUUAUUAUAUACACAUCUGCUUACGGUCUGGUUUGGGAUGGCACAGACCGGGAGGAGUUUGGGCAGUGCCCGGCAUGCCCUGGGAGGCGGGCAAGCCGGUGACAUGCACUUGGUGUUUCUGGGGCCUCAGUGAAGGAAGAUCGCUGCAGAGGCUGGGGAUGUCGCUGUGUGAAGCCCUCUUCCACUUCUGAGGACCCAGCACAAACCAAACGGACAAGACCAUUUGAACUCGGAGCAUCUGCCCUUAAGAGUUGAGUGUCCACAGCCUGGAGUGGGAAGUGGGGUCAGGAAGGCCAGACAGUAAUCUCAGUCUCUCUGUACCCCCGCCCCCACGAUGUGUGUCUGCCUGUCUGUCCGUCCUCUCGUGCCUGGAUCUGCGCAGGCCACCCGCAGUCACAGCACACAGAGGAGAUACGUUAUCCUUGGUGACAGUAGCCAUCAGCCACACUCUAGAAUGGCAGCGACUUCUACAGAGACAUGGACUCCAUCACCCGGCACGCAAGGCAGACUGGUCAUGUCUUGGAUGGAUGCUGGAACCAUCGGAUCCUGUAACCCGCUUCUCCACCUCCAGUACAGACGUCAGGACUUGAGGCUCCCUCCGUCUGCUCUCUUCUGCACUGCACUUGAAUUUCCCUGAGUGGGUUUGGGUACCUGUCAUGUGGACAUGUAUAUGUUGGUAGAAGCCAGAAGUCAACCUUGUGUGUCAUUUCUCAGAGGCACCAAAGAAAGCCAAGAAGCGGAUAGAAGGCGGGAGCUCCAACGUGUUCUCCAUGUUUGAGCAGACCCAGAUCCAGGAGUUCAAGGAAGCCUUCACAAUCAUGGACCAGAACAGAGACGGCUUCAUCGACAAGAAUGACCUAAGGGACACAUUUGCUGCCCUAGGACGAGUGAACGUGAAAAAUGAAGAGAUCGAUGAAAUGAUCAAAGAGGCUCCAGGUCCAAUUAACUUCACCGUGUUCCUCACGAUGUUUGGGGAGAAACUUAAAGGGGCUGAUCCUGAAGAGACCAUUCUCAACGCAUUCAAGGUGUUUGAUCCCGAGGGCAAAGGGUCACUGAAGGCUGACUAUGUCCGGGAGAUGCUGACCACACAAGCAGAGAGGUUCUCCAAAGAGGAGAUCGACCAGAUGUUCGCAGCCUUUCCCCCUGACGUCACCGGCAAUCUUGAUUAUAAGAAUUUGGUCCACAUCAUUACCCACGGAGAAGAGAAGGACUGAGCCCUGAACCACAGCCUCAGGUGACCCACAGCCCACUCUCCAUCCCAGGGCUGUGCGCAAAUAAACAGGAAGUCUUGGCUCUGGC